AUGCCUAAAAACUACCUGGAGCAGUCGGUCUCCAUAAAGCGCACGGAUCUAGCAGAGUUACUGACGAAAGCCGCUCACUUUUCGAUUGACAACUAUCAACAACUGCAAAGUCAAUGCCACGGCGGCAACUUGCGCUGGGACUAUCAUAACGCUUUCUUUUUCGCUGGAUCGUUAGCAUCUACCAUUGGAUACGGAAACGUUUAUCCUGAAACAUUUGGUGGCAAAGUAUUCUGCAUAUUCUUCAUCGCUUUCGGAAUUCCCUACUUUGGAUACAUGAUGAGCGUGAUAUCUGAGCUGAUCCAUUUGAAUCUACGACGGGUGGGCACCCUUCGAAUUCGUCAUCGCAGCCUCGUCCCAAGCUCCUCCAAUUUUGAUAAAUCGAAAUACACGAUGGAGUUCUCGACUGCUUCGUAUGUUAUUAUAGGCUCUGCAGCUCUCGUUUUCCUGCCUUCUUAUGGUCUCACAUUAAUAGAAGGAUGGAGUUACUUUGACAGCAUGUACUACAGUCUCAUUACGCUCACUACCGUCGGUAUCGGAGACUUCGUGCCUUCUAUCCUGCCUCCUAACAAAUUUGCAACGUACGUACGCAAUGAUACAAAAUGCUUCGAGGCUUUGGUUGACCCCAUCGAUAGCUCUAGCAAAUCUAUCGAUACAGGGAUGCCGAUUGCUUGUAAUCAGACGGAGUGGACCGAAGCAGUUCAGUUAAGUUAUAGUUGGUAUCGCGUACUGGUCUUUAUUUGGAUUCUAAUUGGGCUUGCUUGGCUUGGCGGAAUUAUUCAAAUGAUUAGCGAUAAUUUCAGAUUCAAAGCAAGUAACCCUGAAGUUGUUCUGAAACGGUUCUAA
Molecule: messenger RNA, 843 nt
Organism: Oikopleura dioica
Lineage: Eukaryota; Metazoa; Chordata; Appendicularia; Copelata; Oikopleuridae
Source: the annotation of a GenBank genome assembly